GACAAUUUGAAUGAGGGAAGAACUUGAAGUUGAAGUUGAAGUUGAACUUGAACUUGAAGCAGGAAGAAGGCAGGAGAAAGGCGUCUUUCUCAGGCGCUCUGGAGCUCUUUGACCUGCCCUUUUGUUGUUGCCCAGUCAGAGAUCGAUGAUUUAGUACCUUCAAAGUGUUGAGUGCCGACCACCUUCUAUGUAGACGCCCCCUGUUGAGUCCCAUUGUAGAAGCGUCCCGCUUUAUCAAGACAAGCACUGCGCAUGGCAGAGUGGCUACCUCUGGACAGGUCUAGUUGAACAACUAUCUAACAUCUGCAUAAAUUUCCAUCGGCUCACAUGAACUAGUCUCUGCUCGGAGAGGGCACCUGUUAGUGAUCCCAUGCGAGACCCCUCAUCCCUCAGCAAGACAAAGUGUUUAAGGGACUGCGCUGGUCCCUGAGAGUGGCUUCAUGUGAACUUCCAGAAGCCUCUCUCACGCCACCAUGUCGGACUUGGUCGGUGCAAAGCGGUAUGAGAAGGGAAGGACCCUCGGUGAAGGCACCUAUGGGACCGUGUUUGAAGCAACCGACAAAGUGACCGGGCGAAUAGUGGCCAUCAAGAAAAUUCGGCUGGGCAAGUACAAGGAGGGCGUCAACGUCACGGCGCUGAGGGAGAUCAAGCUGCUGAAGGAACUGCACGACCCGCAUGUGAUCGAGCUCAUCGACGUCUAUCCGAAGAAAAAAAACCUGAACCUUGUGUUUGAGUUCAUGACGAGCGACCUUGAGGGGGUCAUCAAGGACCGCUCAACUGUGCUGUCCCCCGCCGACAUCAAGUCGUACAUGCAAAUGGCUCUGAAGGCCAUUGCAUUCUGCCACCGAAAAUGGGUCCUACACCGAGAUCUGAAACCCAACAACUUUCUGAUUGCCACGGACGGCCAGAUGAAGCUGGCGGAUUUUGGCCUUGCACGCAUUUUUGGCUCCCCGGACCGUGUGUUCACUCACCAGGUCUUCGCCCGCUGGUACCGCGCCCCCGAGCUGCUGUUUGGCAGCAAGCAGUACGGGCCCGGCGUCGACAUCUGGGCGCUCGCGUGCAUCUUCGCGGAGCUUAUCUUGCGGCGUCCGUUCCUGCUCGGCGAGAGCGAUAUGGACCAACUAGGAAAGAUCUUCGCCGCCUUCGGCACUCCAACCGAGGCCGUCUGGCCCGGCAUGACGUCACUCCCCGACUACAUUGAGUUCGUGCCAUGCCCGCCCACCACCCUCCGGCAGCUCUUCCCCAACGUCAGCGAGGAUUGCCUCGACAUCCUGCAAAAGAUGUUCACGUACGAUCCCCGGAAACGGAUCUCGGCCGAGGCCGCGCUGAGCCAUAGGUAUUUUAGCACAGGUCCCGCCCCCACCAAGCCCGACAGGUUGCCCCGCCCGCCAAUUCGAGCAAGCGGCGAUAAUGACGCGCAGGAUAGGUCGCCAGUCGUGUUGUCCCCGGCCCAUAAAAGUCGGCGGAUAUCCUUCCCGAACCUUGAUACGAACCCGCAAUCGGACGGUGGUCAGCCGUCCACGGGCGUCCGGAGGGCUGCCACCGGAGGGAGGCCGGGGGGGCCCGGCUUCGAUCCAAUGUCGAUUUCGGACGAAAAAGGGCGGCCAAUGUUGAACAGUGUGGACAAGUCGUACCUGCGGAAACGGAAGCUGAUGAUGGAUCUGGCGCUGCAAGAGUCGGAAGAUGCAUAGCGCAUGAUCGUGCGCUGGCAGAUAAACAUCAUUGAGUUCAUUCUUCACAAAGCGUGCAUCUCACAUGCUGAGAGUCGAUUUAAAAGUUGGCAGCGAAACGCGUUCGAAGUGGUACUAGUCAGCUUAUAAGAGAGCUUUGAAUCUGAAUGAGAUCAGACGUGAGCAUAGGGCGUUCCUUGUAGCACGCAUAUGCAGUAUAGUGCCUUAGGUAAGCUGAAGGUAGUUGUUACUUCUUUUAGAUUCUUUCACUACCGUACCUGUAUUUGAUUUCGGCAGGUUCGACGCCGAUUAAUAAAAUAUGGAACUUUUAAUCCUUUCGGCCGACCUAGCGUUACCUGCUAAAAACUACCGUUAUCGACC
This is a messenger RNA of Klebsormidium nitens, 2051 nucleotides long. NCBI's taxonomy places the organism in Eukaryota, Viridiplantae, Streptophyta, Klebsormidiophyceae, Klebsormidiales, Klebsormidiaceae. The record is from the annotation of a GenBank genome assembly.